This is a messenger RNA of Magallana angulata, 2996 nucleotides long. RefSeq lists its product as uncharacterized. The coding region runs from base 501 to 2039 and encodes 512 amino acids. Lineage: Eukaryota; Metazoa; Mollusca; Bivalvia; Ostreida; Ostreidae. The record is from RefSeq and is a predicted model, not a curated record. The transcript has 11 exons.
ACAUGUAUAUAUUUCCUUUUAUGAUUUAAAUUCAUGAUCAGUAAUAAACAAUUUACCAACGUUUUCUAAAAGUUAAGACACUAGUUUUUGUCAGUGAAUUUGGCAGCCAAACUUAUAACGUGGUCAUGGUUUUGUUAGAAUAUAGAAUUUUAUAUUUUACCUAGCUUCCAUGUUUUUAUAGAUCAGUUUAGGUAAGGGAAGAAGAAACAAGAUAUUACAGCUUCACAAUUUUUUGUUAAUGGUUUUUUAAAAAAAAAAUUUUGGUAACCAAAUAUGUGUAUAGAUGCAAAGAACUAUUUUGAGGAAUAUCUACAAACGAGGGCAUAUCUCUCUUUGUCUACAACUUCUACAUAAUAUUUGUUAUGCCUUUAAAUUUUCACUGAGUUAAGAGACGACAUUUAAAUAACCCUCAUGCUGAACCAACAAGGAAGUUUUAGAUAGAGAGAAAUACUGGAGCUAACAAUUUAAAAGGGAUAUUCUAAAGGCACCACUCUUUUGUCAUGGACACUGCAUGCUGGAUAUUAUACUUUCUCAUAACUCUAACAGCUAUUUCUCAGUCAAAAGCUAUUACAUGGUUCGAAGCACAGACAAAAUGCAGGGAAAGGAAUCAGUCACUGACGCUGUGGAGAAAUAAAUCAACAAGUUUUUUCUGGACUGGGUAUUACAAAAAGAGAUCACACUGGAUCAAAAUUAUAGGUUGUUACAAUUCAUCAGGAAUACAAACUACUGAAAAUAAAGAAAUUAAUUUAUCGAAAUCGUCUCCACCUCUAUGCCAAGAACAUUGCCUCCAAAAAAAUUAUAGUUUGUUUGCUGUUCAGAACAAUAUUUGCAUUUGCCUACCCGAUAGUUUUGGUAGCUCAAGAAACCAAUUAGCUUCAUCAAAUUGCACGUAUACGUGUGACGGUGGUGGAUUAUUAUCAGCAGAAUGUGGAGGAAAAUCAGCAUUUAAUGUUUUUCUUACAGAUACAACAAAUUUGAAUGUAAGCAGCAGAUGCCUUUCCUUACAAUGUGGUUUAGAUUCAAAAUUUUUGAAUAAUGCUUGCAGAACUUCUCUUAUUCCAAUAUGCAGUUCAUUGGAAUUUUAUAAUACGACCCAUAAUAAUUGGAUGAAAAACAAGGAAUACUGUAAGAUCAAGGGGAAUUAUCCAAUAGGAAACCUUACACUAUCAAAUAUAACACUGGCUUGCACUGAGUCCAAUCACAACAAUACAAGUCCACGAUGGAUAGGUGUAGUUCACGAAGUAAACAAGACGGAAGACCAAGGUCAACUGAUCUCGAAAUCCGAUCAGGUAUUUGUAAAAAGAUGUUUUAAAUGCCGUUUGAAUGAGAGCAUUCUGAAACUUCAAUGUGAAUAUGACUUUUGCGAUGUCCACUUAACCAACACUAUUUAUUGUUCAAAGGACGAAUUAACAACACCGCAGCCAGAAAAUGUAGAUACAAGUUAUUUAGAAACUACCACAAGAUUUGUUUCGACUUCCGUGUAUGAAACAACAUCGGUCGUAUAUAUUGUUUCAGACAAAAUCGAAAGCAAAGGGGGUGCUAUCAUAAUAGUUCCUGUUGGUGUUGUCAUAUUGCUGCUGUCGGUAUUUAGUGUUGCAAUCGUGUUGUAUAUCAGAAGAAAGAAACAAUUGCAAGAAAAGAACGCAGUCGAAGGAAGAAGCCCCCACACCAAUGGAUCUAAAAAUUACUCAAACGUAGAAAAUUCAACCGAGAAGAAUUACUUUGUCCUUCAGAAAUCUAACCCCUCAUAUGAAUUGGCAGGCGAGUGCAUUGUUGGAUCUGAAAGUCCUUACAAUGAGACAGAGGAUGGUACGUACGACCAUCUUGGAAACAAAGACGCAAGAAAAGCACCAGCUGAAGAUAUAUAUAACCACACGUCCAGUGCUGAGUUAUCAGACCUGUCUGAGUAUGACGUAACAAAUCACAAACAUCUGAAUGAAGAAGACAGUACAUAUGAUCACGCAGGUGUUGGGGACAGUUCAUAUGGGCAUUUUGAUCUGCACCCAAUUAAGGAAACUGAUUACUCUAUGUUGUCGUGAUUAAAGAUACACUGAAUCAAAGCUCUUAUUGUUCACCCAGUAUAAUGUACACUAUAUGAGAUAGGCACAUUUAUUUGCCUUGCCGUUAGAAUGACUGAUUUCCACUUAACUUCUAAAUAGUGCAAAACGAUAAAUUGACCUUGGUCUCUAGUUGCGACCGAAGACAUUGAUCUUUGUUAAUUAUCACAAACUGGACCGGUCGAUUGGAUUCUCCAGUGCUUUUGGAUAGUUUUAAAUUGGCAAUGGAAAUGAUGUAACACUUAUCAAAGAGAAACCUUAUAUUUCAAAUUUUCCGACGGAUUGCUUAAUAUUUCAAAAGAAUGACGAGGACAAUAUUUGAAGUUUUGUGACUUUUCCUUUUUUUAAGGAAUACGUUUACUCAGGUGCAAAAAAAAUAAUAGGAACGAAAAGCUAGUUAUUGUUCAUUGUAGCCCUACUAUUGGGGUGCUAUUUUUCACUGUCAAAUAAUAUAACUAGGGAACUUUUUAUGCUAUUGACCUCUAAAUGUUUAUUGAAAAAAAUUGUCAAGAUUGUCCACCCUCUUCAAGUUUUUUUUUUUGUAAUUAUUAGAAAUAAUGAAACACAUUUUUGGUUGGAAAAUGAUAUGAUACGAUAAGCUUUACUAAUUUCAUAUUUCAAUGAAUCGUAUUAAGCUCAUAUUUGAAAUCUAAUUUAGUCCGAAUUCCUCUAUAAAUUUUAAAAAUUCUAACCAUUUUUGAUUGAGUAAUACAAAAUUGACUAAACGGAGCUACAAAUCAUUGAUUUUCUGUCAGUAUUUUGUUGACAUUAACAUUAUAUAAGUCAGUAAUCAAAUAAUGAUCAAAUGAUCAUGUCAAUAAAGAAUUUCCAAGUUCAUGGAGGUAAAGAACGUUCCUGUUCCCAUGAUUUUGAGGUAUUUAUUUUGUUACAUUAAGAUUGAUAUCAAUUGUUAAAAUGAGGAAUAUAUAUAUAUAUAUA